Anopheles funestus (African malaria mosquito) is the source of this 4784-nucleotide messenger RNA. Its product is annotated as CD109 antigen-like. The coding region runs from base 229 to 4275 and encodes 1348 amino acids. NCBI's taxonomy places the organism in Eukaryota, Metazoa, Arthropoda, Insecta, Diptera, Culicidae. Gene Ontology annotation, cellular component: extracellular region. The transcript has 12 exons. The record is from RefSeq and is a predicted model, not a curated record. Gene Ontology annotation, molecular function: endopeptidase inhibitor activity.
CGUAUUGUAUCAUACUUUCAAUGCUAUUUGAUAGUGGAGUUGAGGUCACCCUAACAUCACGGUUAGUUCUUAUCAUUACCCGGUAUUGUUGCAGCAUGUUUAUUUAAAGUAACCUUAGUCGGAAUUCCCUAUCUGCAAAACAGCUGUCCCGAUAGGAAUGCCAGCUGCUUAUGAUUCAGUUCAAUCGUAGACCCCAUCUUGAGUGGACGUAAAAUCGCACAACGCGCAAUGUUGCAGUUCGUGAGAUCGCAAAUAUUAACGUUGAUAAUAGCCAUCGGUGCUGCUCAUGGCAUGUUGGUUGUGGGUCCUAAAUUCAUUCGGCCCAAUCAAGACUACUCGGUUGCGUUCAGCAAUGUUAACACCAACCAGGGCAAGGUAGACCUGAUGUUACGGAUCGAAGGCGUUGCAGAGGACGGUAUGAACGUUCUUAAUAUAUCGAAGAAUUUUGACGUGCGGCAAAGCAUGAACCGGUUAGUUACAUUCAAGAUGCCAGAGAACUUAUCCGAUGCAAACUACAAAAUUACCAUUGACGGACUGCGUGGCUUCAGCUUUCACCAGGAAGCGGAAUUGGUGUAUUUAGGGAACUCCGAAUCUGGUUUAAUACAGAUCAAUAAGCCCGUGUUCAAACCAGGCGAUACGGUUCAAUUUCGUGUAAUAGUGCUAGACACUGAGCUGAAACCUUCUACACGGAUCGAAACAGUUCAAGUGACGAUCCGCGAUCCUCAAAACAAUGUGGUUCGGCAGUGGUCCUCGGCAAGAUUGUACGCCGGAGUGUUUGAGAAUAACCUUCAAAUCGCCCCAACUCCAAUGCUCGGUAUAUGGAACAUCUCGGUAUUGGUCGACGGAGAAGUACUCGUGUCCAAGACAUUCGAGGUGAAGGAGUAUGUGUUGUCCUCGUUUGACGUAGAGGUGGUACCAACCGUUAUUCCUCUGGAGGAGCACCAAAGCUUGAGUCUGACGAUAGCAGCCAACUAUCACUUUGGAAAACCAGUGAAAGGGCAUGUCAAGGUGGAGCUGUAUUUGGAGGACGAUAAGCGAGAUCAGGUGAAAGAGUUCGAAAUGUCCGGGAUAGGACAGGUGACUCUCCGUUUCAAUGAAGAACUGGAACUGUUCAACGAUCAACAAGAUGUACUUGUAAAGACGACCUUCAUCGAGCAGGACACAAAUCGGACUGUGGUGAAAGAAACUCAAGUCACUGUGUACAAAUAUCCGUACCGAAUGGAAUUGUUAAAAGAUAUUCCUUACUUUCAACCGGGACUUCCCUUCAAGUGUGCGCUUCAGUUCCGUUAUCACGAUGGAACCCCUGCUAAAGGUAUCACCGGUAAGGUGGAAGUGAUGGAGAUCGGAUACGAAACAACUGCCACAAGUGAUGAUGAAGGUUUGAUCAAAUUGGAGCUGAAUCCAAUCGACAGUAUCGACGGAAUGGACAUAAGCUUUUCUAACGAUGUACAUGAUGUUUUCUUUAACGAACAAGUGAGCAAGGCGAGAUUCGACACAAAUGCGUUCAUCAAACUAGAACUAAAAUCUCCUAUACAUUUGCAUAGUAUGUUGCAAUUUCUGGUUACAUGUAGCAAUCGUGUUGAAUUCUUCGUGUACUACAUUGUGUCGAAGGGCAACAUCAUUGAUUCCGGUUUCUUGAGGAUGCAAAAUCCGAACAAAUACGUCUUACAAUUGAACGCCACGGAGAUGAUGCUGCCGAAGGCGAAAGUUAUCGUAGCGACUGUAGUGAACCGCAUAUUGGUGUACGACUUUUUGGACAUGGAUUUCGUAGGGUUACGUAACAGUUUCGAGUUGAGCAUAGAUAAGCAGCAUGUUAAGCCGGGACAGCAAAUCGAACUCCGAAUGUCUGGACGACCGGGAGCGUACGUGGGAUUGGCUGCAUACGACAAAAGUUUGCUGUACUACAACGCGAACCAUGAUAUAUUCUGGGAGGACGUCAUGCAGUUGUUUGAAGGAUUUCAUGCGAUCGAAGAGAAUGAGUUUGACAAGUUUCAUAGCACAGGACUUUUCGCGAAGACGUUGGGUGACAUCAAGUUUAAUGAAGUCCACGAUAUUUCGGCACGAACAGGAUUGUAUACAUACAAUUCCAUAGCCAAAUUAGCCUCGUACCGGACAAACUUUCCAGAAUCGUGGUUAUGGAAGAAUGUGACCAUUGGAGGGUCUGGAACGAACACGAUGAUCGAGGCAGUACCGGAUACAAUCACAUCUUGGUACUUGACGGGAUUCUCGAUUGAUCCGGAGUAUGGUUUGGGCAUCAUCAAAAAGCCCAUUCAGUUCACAACGAUCCAACCAUUCUACAUCGUGGAGAAUCUUCCGUACUCCAUCAAACGAGGUGAAGUCGUCGAGUUGCAGUUUACACUGUUUAACAAUCUUGAAAGAGAGUACAACGCUGAUGUCACCCUGUAUAAUGUGUUCAAUCAGAUGGAAUUGAUUGGACGUCCUCUGGAAGAUGAAAGCUUCACGAAAUCCGUGAGCGUUCCUCCAAAGAUUGGUGUACCGAUCUCAUUUCUGGUGAAGGCACGAUCGCUCGGAGAGAUAACUGUACGGAUUGAAGCUACGAUCAAAUCCAUUCACGAAAGGGAAGGGCUAGAGAAAGUAAUUCGAGUUACGCCAGAAAGUUUGGUACAACGAAAGAUGGAAUCGCGGUUCUUCCACUUCGACACAUACAGCAAUGAAACCUUCCGCAUUUAUUUAAACAUCGUCAAAAAAGCUGACAUGGAUUCGAAAAAGGUUGAGUUCCGACUAAAUCCAAAUCUGUUUGAAAUAUUUACUAUUAAAAUCUUGGAUGAUCUGCUUACUGUCCCGGUUGGUAAUGGAGUGGAAAACAUGAUUAAACUUGCCCCAAACAUCGUUGUGCUCGACUACUUACAUGCUAUUUGUUCGAAGGAACAGAAUAUCAUCGAUAAAGCUACCAGUUUGUUGCGCCAAGGGUACCAAAAUCAGAUGCGUUAUCGUCAGACAGAUGGAUCAUUUGGUGUAUGGCAAGAAAAGGGUGGCAGCGUCUUCCUUACCGCUUUCGUCGCUAAAUCGAUGCAAACUGCGUCGAAAUAUAUAAGCGAGGUUGAUGUGGCUAUGGUCGAGAAAGCUUAUGAUUGGCUUGCUUCGAAGCAGCACAGCUCGGGAAGAUUCGAUGAGGUUGGUGCUGUGAUUCAUCAAGAAAUGCAAGGCGGUCUGCGAAAUGGCAUUUCACUGACAUCUUUUGUGGUAACAGCGCUUCUAGAACACGAGAAAGCUGGAGAAAAGCACACGGCAGUGAUCCAAAAGGCAAUGAAUUAUCUAAGUUCGAACUUGGAAGACAUCCAAAAUCCUUACGAUCUGUCCAUUGCGACCUACGCGUUAAUGUUGUACGGACAUGAAAAGAAGACUACAGCGUUAGAAAAACUCAUCGAUCUUUCUACUCGCAGAAAUUACGGUAACGAUAUAUAUCGUGUACAGAACUGGAACACGAACAACAGUAUAGAGACAACCGCUUACGCUUUGUUGUCAUUUGUAACGGCGCAACAUUACUAUGAAGGUAUUUCGGUAAUGCGAUGGCUGAUGAAUCAACGCUACAUUACCGGAAGCUUUGCACAUGCUCAGGACACCUUCGUGGGAUUGACGGCACUGACAAAGUUGGCGGAAAAAAUCUCUCCCUCGCGGAACAACUACACCAUACACUUGAAAUUCAGCAACGAAACCCAAAAACUCCACGUAAACUCCGAAGACAACAAAAUUGUCAACUUCGAGGACAUACCGGGGGACACAAAGUUAAUAGAGACCAACGUCGAAGGUGUCGGGACCGGAUUUUUGCAGGUGAUCUAUCAGUACAGUUUAAAUCUCGUGAACUUCGAGAACCGUUUCAACCUGGAUCUGGAGAAACAGAAAACGACCUCUGACGACGAACUUCGACUAACGGUUUGUGCUAACUUCAUUACGAAAGGGUCCAAUGAACGUUCCCACUUGGCGUUGAUCGAGGUGACCUUCCCUAGCGGGUUCGUUGUCGAUCAGAAUCCGAUCAGCGAGCAGACUUCCUUCAAUCCGAUACAGCACACCGAGAUUAGGUACGGCGGCACAUCCGUUGUUGUGUAUUACAACAGUAUGGGCAUCGAACGGAACUGCUUCACCGUGACGGCUUACAGACGGUUGAAGGUGGCUCUGAAGCGUCCAGCAUAUGUGGUCGUGUAUGAUUACUACGAUCCCAAUUUGAAUGCCAUUAAAUCGUACGAAGUUGAUAGCAAAGAUGCUUGUGACGUCUGCGAACAAGCCGAUUGUCCAAAGGAUUGUAGCAAGGAAUAACUUUGAAACAAAAAGACACAUAACAGAAGCAAAACAUAGGAUAGAACGCAAAAGGAACAGGGUGCAACAGAUAAACAUGUAAACAACACAUGAAUUUCAAAUUUUAAUGGCAAGAGAAUGGACAAAUGUGCAAAAUUUAGACGAUUGAUUCGGAGUUUCAAUUGUGUUUGAUUGAACUAAGUUGGGAAGGGGUUUUGUCUCAUUAUUUGCAUGUCUAAUUAUUGAUAGUUCAAUUUAUUUUAUUGAAAUGAAUAAGUAUGUAAAACAGACAACCGUUUAAAGACUCUGUUAGGUUUCGUGGAUUAAUUUAACGUUUCACGAAUUUGUUUUGUUUUGUUUUGCUUGUUUAUAUGUAGAAUUCUUGACAAGUAUAGUUUUAUAUAUGUAGACAACACAAAUGUAGGGCAAAUUAAUUAAAGGGUUAUAGCUACUCGAACUAAAAAUGAACUCAACAUGAACAAUUUGUAAUUAACAAUUAGGACGAUAGAAUAAACGGUAGCAAAGGGAAA